GACAGGCAUUCCUGCGUGAAGAGAGCUGGCGUGAAGACAUAUUUGUAAGAACCACGAGUGCCUAGUCCGGGAUACAGGGCAACAGAAGCUCCAGCAGAUUAACUGACCUCGUGCCAUUUCCCGAUGCUUGGCAGUGACAUUGAGAGAGGAGUACAUGUCCCCUCCUUAUAUGGAUUUAUCGUUUAAAAAAGUUUGCUUUGGUCCGGCACGGUUUGUUGUGAGACACAUCAGACAACAUAAUCAUGGGGCAAGCUGACAUCUCCAGACCGGUAAAUCCAGAUGGAGUUGAAGAAGCAGGCCAGCCUGUUGCAGACCCAGGCAUGGUCAUGGACAGUGUGGAAGCUGGAGACACAACACCUCCUACCAAAAGGAAGAGUAAGUUCUCAGGCUUUGGCAAGAUCUUCAAGCCCUGGAAAUGGCGGAAAAAAAAAAGUGAUAAAUUCAAAGAGACAUCAGAAGUUUUAGAGCGAAAAAUAUCUAUGCGAAAACCAAGAGAAGAACUGGUUAAAAGAGGGGUUCUGUUGGAAGACUGUGAGCAGGGUGGUGAGGAUCCAGGGAAGUUGAGCCAUGCCAUGCUAAAGAAUGGCCAUACCACCCCCAUAGGCAGUGCCAGAUCUUCCAGUCCAGUCCAAGCAGAGGAAGAGCCAGGAAGAACAGCAAAUCUUAGGAAAUCUAUUCCAGAAGAGGACCCAAAGAAGCGGCUAGGCUCGACUGGAAGCCAGCCUAAUUCUGAAGCACAGUCCAUUCCUGAGAAUGUAACCAAACAGCCUCUACUUCCCCCUAAAAGACACUUGUCUUCUUCUCAUGAGGCAAAUGAAGGGCAAGCAAAGGACGCCACUUCCUCUGGCAGCACAGCAAGACCCAUCUCCUCCACCUCCACAACCGCCAUCACCACAGUACCUGCUGCCACUACGGCUGCUACGAACCUGGCAAAAACUGUUCAUUCCUCUGUCCCCCCUUCUCAAGUGCCCAGGACUCCUGCUGCUCCUGCCAGCACUAACACUACUGCCACCCCGAACCUCACCCAUACAGUCCCUGCCAAGCAGCCCCCUAUCCCUCCCCCUAAACCAGCUCACAGAAAUAGCAACCCUGUCAUUGCUGAACUGUCCCAGGCAAUAAACAGUGGUACGUUGUUAUCAAAACCAUCCCCACCUUUACCACCUAAGAGAGGCAUUCCAUCAACCUUGGUACCCACCUCAGAGUCUGCCGCUGCUGCUGCCACCACCACAAAAGCACCAAGUGAUCAGAGAGAGAAGAGCACUUGCUCUGUGGGUUCCGAGCCACUGCUGACAAUCCCCCCUUCCUCCCCCUCCCCCCCACUGCCUACUCAUAUACCUCCAGAACCCCCUCGGUCCCCUCCAUUCCCUGCUAAGACUUUUCAAGUUGUGCCAGAAAUUGAGUUUCUGCCUUCCUUAGACCUAUCCCAGGAGGUUCCCCAGCAGGAAAAUCAGAAAAAGGAAGUGCCCAAGAGGAUGUUGGACCACAGUUUUGGGGAGCCUCAUGUACCCCCUAGGCUUCCCCCACUCCCACUGCAUAUCCGAAUCCAGCAGGCCCUGACCAGCCCGCUCCCCAUGACUCCUCCCUUGGAAGGCUCUCAUAGAGCUCAUUCAUUGCUCUUCGAGAACAGUGACAACUUUUCUGAGGACAGCGGUACCCUGGGUCGGACCAGGUCACUUCCCAUCACUAUUGAAAUGCUAAAAGUUCCAGACGAUGAAGAAGAAGAGGAGCAAAUCCACCUGUUUGCAUUUGAUGAGGAAGUAACAUCUACCUCCGUCGUUCCUAAACCACCACAGCGUCUGCAGGAGGAAGAGGAAGAGAAGGAGAGUGACUCUGAUUCAGAAGGUCCCAUUCAGUACCGAGAUGAAGAGGAUGAAGAUGAAAGCCAUCAUAGUGCUCUGGCCAACAAAGUGAAGAGGAAGGAUACACUGGCAAUGAAGUUGAACCACAGACCCAGCGAACCAGAGGUGAUCACGGAUUCUUGGCCUCGAAAAAGCAAAGAGGAGUGGAAUGAAAUACGGCACCAGAUUGGGAACACUCUGAUCCGACGACUGAGUCAAAGACCAACACCAGAAGAACUAGAACAACGAAACAUACUACAACCUAAAAAUGAAGCUGAUCGUCAGGCAGAAAAACGAGAGAUUAAGCGUCGACUUACUAGAAAGCUCAGUCAAAGGCCAACUGUGGCUGAACUACUUGCCAGGAAGAUUCUGAGGUUUAAUGAAUAUGUGGAGGUAACAGAUGCCCACGAUUAUGAUCGGAGAGCUGAUAAACCUUGGACCAAACUGACCCCUGCUGACAAGGCUGCCAUAAGAAAAGAAUUAAAUGAAUUUAAAAGCUCAGAGAUGGAAGUUCAUGAAGAGAGCAAACAUUUUACACGCUACCACCGUCCAUGAAGCUGAAGUUUGAGAGAGAAUCUAAACAACCCCCCAGAACAGGAUUGCUUUGCUGCUUCAGUCUCCAGAGCGACGUGGAGGGAACUUCAGCACUUCUCAGCGCAGCCAGAGCUGAGUCCUCUGGGAUACAGUUCUGGGGUGAACAGCACUUCUAUGAAUGUAGCAUUUCACUGGAAUGGAUUCUCAUGUGCUGCCGUAGGCAAAACUGAACACCUUGUCAGUGCUUUUGAACUGCAGCAUACUUGAGGGGUCUUCCCUCACCAGCCACCAAUGUUCUGGGUCACUUGCAGGUUCCAAGUUUAAUUGGCUGCACCCCAAGGUGACUGCCUGUGCUGAGGCACAGUUUGCACUGUUAGCCUAACCUGCCCUGUCCUGGUUUGAGACCCACCUGUGUGGACACUAAAUUCCAGCCAUCAAAUCUAACUGGUGGUAGGGAAAACCUUCUGGAAAAGGGGCCCCCACCUCCAGGGGAAGCCUUCACACCACACUGGUGUGUCAGUUGAAAAUAUUGCAUUAUACCUCCUGUAACACAGCAUACAGUCCUCCCCCGGCAGCCCAGCCCAAGAGCAGCUCAGGACCUCGCAUGUUCUUCCCUUGGGCAGAAGUCAUUCUGAUUUUUUUUUUUUAAGGUAUCUUGAAGGAAUGAUGGGAACUUAUGUUUUUCCUAUCAGGCAAUCUGGACUGCAACCAGAUUCCAAGUUGGAAAAAUAAGAAAGCAUCUAUGUUUUCUAUAUAUAAAAACGAAACCAAGAAAGGCCUUUAUGUUAAAGCCAACUUGGCAGAGAACUGACUCAUGGCUUAAAUUUUAUAGGCUGUUGUACUUUGUUGUACUAAAUGAUACCCUAAAUCUUUCUAACCAAGAGAUGUAUUCUCUCCAUAAAGCAGAGUUGCAGCAACUCUGUGGGAGCAUUUGUGUGCAGUCAGCCCCCACACUUCCAGCCCGAAUCACCCCGAGGGUCUUUGGAGACGCAAGGAGGGACAAGAUCAUGACCCACUGCCCCUGUCUGUCCCUCAGUGCUAUGUGCUCGCCUCCUGUGCUCUCCCUCCUGACUCCAGCCCUCAUCUUCCUGCUGAUCCUCUCUGGCAGCUUCCACCUCACUCACCCCUCCUCUUCCAAGCUGUAGCCAGUGUAGUUGGUGCCUGAGCAUUGGCUCAGCUCCCACUCCUUUUUGUAUUUGUAAUAUCUAUUAAUAUGAUUUCCUUAAACAGAAGAUUCAGUUACUUUCUUUGAAUUUUUAUUGAAAACCAUACAGCCUUACUAUUUCCCUCUAAUUCCUAUCUACACUAGUGGAAGGAAAAAAAUAGUUUCUACUUAACUGAUGAAUGUGGAUUUUUCCCUUUAAUGUUCAGAAAAUUGUGGCUAUUUUUUAGAUUUCUUCUGACUCCUUCUGCAGUCCCUGUUCUGACGAAAUCGGGUGCGUUCAGGGUGGUAUGGCCGUAGACUGCAGUCCCUAUUCUGUGUGUGAUCUUUCAGUAGAUUUUUUUCUCUUUUUCUCCUUUCAUGUCCAUGUAAGAUUUGCUGACUAAUCAGAAUAUCAGGUCAAAACAAAAAAGCUAAAGUGACCUUAAAAGGUAAUAUCUUCUCUUUGUAUGGGGAACAGGGAGGUAUUUGAAUUUCUCAGUAACAUCAGAUGCUCCAUGGCUAUGGAGAUACACUGGGCCCACAUCUCCUUGAAGCUCAUUAACAUUUGUUGUGACUGAGGAAAGAUAAGUGACAAUUACAAAUUGUUAGAGGUCUGUAUAUAAGGUGGCCACACAUUAACUGCUAACUUGACUUCUAACCUUUCUGUCUUGUUGGUUUGGAGACUGCUUGGCUUAUGCCAGCAUUCUCUGUGCCUUCAGACAUUUGACAUUUUUCAAACUCUUCUUUCACUGCCUUUCUUUCCCUUAAUGUGCCAAGCUUGAAACAGGAUUUGAUUUCCUGAGCUACUUGUCUGUUUUCUAUGUGCCACCAAGGAAUCUAGUUCAUUAUCAUCUCAUUCAUGUUCUUUUGAAACAGGAUACUUUGGGGGGUCAAGUCUUUUCAGGUGUUUUUAUAUAAAUAUAUAUAAAGUGGGUUUUUUGUGUUCUCUUUCCAUGUAAGUAACAAUUCACAAUCAUAAUGUAAAGAAGAAAUAAAAGCCUGAUGUAUUGUACUUCAAAUGCUUCCCUGAUGUACAGAAUCUCCUUGUAAAAUAAAUAAUUGCGUUGUAUAUCAGUCUUCCUUUCCAUAUUAAUUAUUAAUGUAUUUUAGAAUUAAAAAAAACAAACUAUA
Messenger RNA from Vicugna pacos (alpaca), 4647 nucleotides. RefSeq names its product phosphatase and actin regulator 4 (gene PHACTR4). Lineage: Eukaryota; Metazoa; Chordata; Mammalia; Artiodactyla; Camelidae. The record is from RefSeq and is a predicted model, not a curated record. Gene Ontology annotation, biological process: neural crest cell migration; actin cytoskeleton organization. Gene Ontology annotation, molecular function: actin binding.